AUGAUCUCCGGAGCUCUAGUUGCAGAUGCUAUUAUAGGAAAUUUGCAGGAGAAAGUUAUGAAGAAGUAUGGUGGAUCCAGUAAUGAAAUGGUUUUUUACUCUUAUUCCAUUGGUUCUGUAUAUAUUCUUGUGAUUACUAUCUUGACCGGUGAAUUCUUCGAGGCAUUUGAGUUCUUUCUAAAUAAUCCCUGGAAAACUUACGGAUACGGUUUGAUUUUCGGCUUUCUCGGAUAUCUUGGUGUGAACGUGGUCAUCACCCUCAUAAAGGUAUUGCUCAAAAAUAAGAGCAGAUGGGACGCGGAAUUGAAACGAGUUGCUGCGAAAGUCGUUCCGUUGUCGAAAACGACAGUGUUUGCGAAGGAUGAUUUAUUUAUGGUUUAG
Cylicostephanus goldi is the source of this 381-nucleotide messenger RNA. The record is from the annotation of a GenBank genome assembly. NCBI's taxonomy places the organism in Eukaryota, Metazoa, Nematoda, Chromadorea, Rhabditida, Strongylidae.